Messenger RNA from Phasianus colchicus (ring-necked pheasant), 8133 nucleotides. The record is from RefSeq and is a predicted model, not a curated record. NCBI's taxonomy places the organism in Eukaryota, Metazoa, Chordata, Aves, Galliformes, Phasianidae.
CCAAGGAAUGAAGCUGCAUGUCUGUAGAUUUUCAGGUUGGUCAGCAAGUGUUCAUUGUUACACACAUGCUUUAUUCCCAGGUAGCAGUGACGUAAAGAUGUAUGGAUUCAUAGGAAUUUAGAGAGAUUUUCACUCUUUUCACCUUGUGUUUCUACAUGUGUGUGUUCUUGCCUGAUUUAAGGCUGAAGGAUAAGAUGCUUUUUUCAAGGAAUUUGCUUUUUCUGGAAGAAGGAUGCAUAAUAUCAGAGCAACAGUAGCAUUGAAAUGCAGAUAUGCUCCAGGUUCUGGAUGGGAUUUUGACUUUGAAUUACACAAAAGCUGUUUUGUAAUAGAUCUGCUAUGAACAUCACUUUAAUGUAAAUGCAAACUGGAUUCUCCAUUACCCUAUCUUUCUAGAUUUCUAGUGAACAGAUGGAAUGAAAAAAUCUACUACUUCUAGGAAUAAUACUGAAUGGAAGUUUUCUAGAAGAAAAUGACUGCUUUAGGUUGAACAGUCACUCAGUUUGCAUUAUGAGGUGGAAUGUCUUUGCAUCUAAAUCUUUUAAGUAGCUGGAGAGGAGAGCUGAAAUAAAACUGUACAGACAGAGUGAGAUAAACUGGAAGGCUGCAGAACUUGAUAACUCGCAGUGGGUAAAUUAAUCUGCUUUCCAUUUUGUCUCAACAACUUAUUAUCGUGAAACCACACUUGAAAGCACAAGCCAGUCUCUGAUCACACCUGCACAUGAGAGCAAUGAAAGGCUUUCUGCUUCUUGGGAAGUUGAGUUAGCAAAGAUUCAAAAGAAUGAGUGUGUAUGAACACACAUGCAAAGAGGAACUGUGGGCGUUUUGUUCUUAUAAAGAAACCCAAGUCUUGGUGAUAGGGUCAGAUAAGUCUGUGUGAUCCACAGUAAGAACUGAAUUUGAACUUCUAGGUAAGGGGAUUGUGGUCCCUGCUACGUUUGCACUGGGAGUUGUUACCAUCUGGUGCCCAGCUCCAUUUGAUGGUGUUGUGCUUCAUAUAAAACAGAGGCUAUUUGCUUCUACAGAACCCACGAAGAAGUCUUUUAAAAUUGCCUAACCAUCAGUGUCUUUUGGCUAUUUCAGACAAGAUAGUAUAUUGUUUGGAGAUGCUUCAUUGGAAAGAAAGCUAGCUCUCACUUAAAAAUGUAAUCAAACAAAAGGGCACUCCACAGGCACUUGGUUGCUACAGGAGAGGCUUAUUAUCUGCUAGAGUAGAGUUUAUUGGGGUGGGGUGUAUGUGUUUAGUUUCUCCCCCCUGUGCUUAGACAAAUGCAAGACCUCUGAGGAGCCCUUGAAGUAAACUUACUUUUUGCAGAAGAUACUAUGCUGUGUCUGGGGUCAUGUGAAUUUUUAUUCUGGCAUUUCCUUCUGUGUUGAGCUGGGGGAGCUUUGGCCAAAUGGUGCUCCUUAGAUGUUGAGUACUGAUCUUCUGAGUUACCCUCAGACUUGACCAGCAGAGGUGUUUGCUUCAUUGUCUCUGCCUUUGUGUCAAAGUCAGAAAUAGAAAAGCAGACUGGAAGAGGAGUAGUAAAGAGCAGUAGGUAGAAAGAAAGAGAAUGGGAUGGAUUCUUCUUUCAGAAGGAGUAGAAAAUACAGUUAUCUCUGAAAAAACCAUCCAAAGUAGUCUGCCAAGCACCUUUCAUUGCUAUCUUACUUGUGCAGCUUUGGAGCAACGAGCUGAUAAUUAAUCCUGCAGCAGCAUCAGUGGUGUGAGUACAGGGAAGGUAAUGGCAGUAUAAGCUGGAGGUGGGUGAAACCACUGUUUGGAAGCAACAGCCUUAAAUUUGUCUAUGCCAAGCAUGACAUUGCACCUUAAGUUGGAUCAGUGGAGAAAGCGUGGUGCCUACCUAGACUGUGGAAAUUGGAAGUGUUGGGAGGGAGGGGGGGAGGGAAGUAGGACUGUGUAGAUAAGAACUUUCUGACAGCAUAAGCUUCAAGAAAUAAAUCUAUCCUUGCUACCUGAGCCCUUAUUUGCAACUUUGUCAGUUCUAUCUAGACCUUUGUGCUCGAGUAGAUUCUUGUCAGGCUUCAAAAGGAAUCAAAAGUAUCAUCUGAGGGUCACUCAGUGGAGUCAGGGCUUUCUGCAGUACAAGCAGAUUUGCUAGUUAGAUUAUUAGGCCCAUACAAAUGAAAUAGAAGGGUACAUUUCUACAGAAUAAGCUUCUAACAGCGUUUCCUGUAGUCCUAAACACUGAUCAGGCAGCUCUGCUGGUUUGCAUAUGAUUCAAAUUUGAGUAAGGCUUGAGUUGUCUUCUUGGCUCCUCUUUAAAGACAAGAAAAUUCAAGAUCAUAACUACUGUUAAAGUAAUAGGCUUCUACAAUGUUUUUAUUGUUUUUUUGGCACAGUCACUACACUCUGAGAAAAGUAAUACAAAUCCAAUAAAAAAAAGGCAAGAGAGAACUGGCUAUUUAAGUUUUUCCUUGAAUUAGCACUGAAAGGGGCAUUCUUCCAGAGAAAGUGUUGGAAGGGGAAUAGCAGGAGGCAUAUUGUGAACAAAGGAAGGAAAUGUUCGCCCUGGAGAACUAGUGGUAACUGGUUUUAAUGUUUUAAAUCAGUAGUAAGUAGUUUCAACAGUAAACUCUUAGUUGUUUUGUAACAUUUAAGCUGAAACAUCAAUUUUCUUUGAGCCAUGCGAACUUGAUCAAAGUUUGCAGUGUGCAAUACAAACACCUUUGGCACCUAAUGCACAUUGGCUUAAUGGCUUUUGAACUGUGCUUAAAUGCAUAUUUGUGCUCUUCCCCAUGAGCACAAAACAUGUUUGAGAAAACAAGCUUUUAUAAUGCCAAAUUUAAUCAAACCUGCACUCUUAAUUGCUCCAUUCUGGCAAUCCUUUCUCUAAGUCAUCUAAUAGCACACACUUGAAGAAUUUGCCCAAGCUGAGGCUUUUCUUAGAAUGCAUAUACUUGAUUUGCUUCUGCUUCAUGUGAAUUUCUGUUGUGUAAAGUUGUCCUUAGGAUUAUUUUUCCCAGUUAGCAGGCUGAGACAAGAAGUGAGGCCUUAACAUAGGAAACUUCUUUGCUCAGGAGACUACAUGCAGAGCGGGUUCAGAGGCAGUGGAAGCUAGUGGAGGGUUACAUACAGCUCACACUUUUUUAUGGCCAGCUCUCAUUUGAUCAUUUAUUUGAGUUUUACCCAUAUACAAAAUGAAGUGAAUAAAAAUUUGGCCGUGUCAAGGUGUCACGUGAGGUGCUCCUUCAACAGCUCAGAGAUAUGAGGCCCCAACUAAGGGGAGUGUGAGCAUGCAGUCGAUAUCUUGCGUGCUAACCCUCUGCCAGUUGGCACCCAGAGCAGCAGUUUGCUUUAGCUUCUACUUCCUUAAUAAUCUUAAGAGCAGUAUCUUUGUUUUGGAAACAAUGAUUUGAAGAAUUUGUGUGUUCCCAGUUGUGCUGCUCAUCAGUUUUGUUCAUGCCUUGUUUGUCUUGUCUUCUUUUUAAUCUUAGUGUCCCUCUGUGUCUUUCUUACUGUUUGUUCCAGGAUAAUAGUGAGCUGUGCCUUGAAGUACCCUUCUGCUACAUUCAGACUACUCGUGAGACUGCUGUGUGACUAGAAGUCUGCCUUUGUAGCUUGAAUUCUUUCUAACUGGCUUUUUUUGAGCUGUAAAGGUUAGGCUCAUGUUGCAAUCUCACUUGUAUCCUAAAAUGAAAGAAAGGUGAAGAGCAGAGGGGCAUCCUGUGCCCUGUGAUAUACUGGAUUCUACUGGGAAACUUAGCAUUGCUUGUACAAAUCUUCCUCAGGCCUGUAACACUCAUUAGGUGGUGCAGUUUUUGUGUUGCCUUGUCCCACCAGUUCAUCUGUAUCUCAAUUUUUGACAGCGCUCUGCUGAUGGUUCUUAUGUGGCUUUUUAAAUAGGAAAAUUAGUGGGUUAAGUAUGAGUCUUAUUAAGCUACUAUUUUAUUUGCAGUAUCUGGAAUGCCAGAACAUUUUGUGUGGAGGUUGUUUUUUUUUCCUGAAAUUACUUAAUAGAAAUUAAUUAAACACCCUCUGAGAAUACAGACAUUGCCUCCAUCAGGUACUGCCCUCAGUCCUCACGUCCGUGUCUUCUCAUUUUGUUAGAGGAAGUUCCCCUCUCCCCCCCAGUGAAGCAGCGUGGAAGCAAAUGUCACAUAAGUGACAGAGGCAGCUUCCAACUCUGGGAGGAUCAGGUAUGAGGCAGUGAAUGAAUGGCAUUAGGCACAGAAGCAGCACUGGCUGGUCUAGAUUAUGGCUGUGUUGGCUACGGGGUGUUGAUAAGGUGAAUGUACAGCUUCCAGAUACAAAUGCUUUACUUUUGCACUCCAGUUGAGUGUGCUCUCAUUACUCCUUCACUGUGGAUUUAGAUAGCACUUUGUUAUUAUGUAGUUCCCGUUUACAUUAAAACAUCUGUUCUUGUAAUGUAUCUUAAAAGCUGUUUGCAUGAAGGGAAACUGAGAUGUUUUCUGUCAGAUUGAUAUACCUUACAAAUCUGAAGGCUGUCCGGAGGGAUUUUAGCAAGGCAAAGUAGAGAAAUACACUUGUGAAUAGGGGGAAUUGUGAAUAGGGGGAAUAUUGCUGAAGUUUUAACAUGGAAAUCAUCUUUACAAGGUGAGAGAUGUGUAAUCAGCUUGAAUGUGUCUGUGAAGGGGCCUGAAAGAGUGUAGUUGUGCCUGAACUCAGCCUUAUAAUGUGGAAAAAAUCCACCUGUGUUUAUAUCUGAUGUCUUCCAUUUUUUUCUCUCUCCAUAUUUGUUUGUAGUUCCUUCAGAAACAGGUAACUUUUUUGGCAGUCACUCUGUCUCUGCAUCUUGCCUUUCAUAACGCUUCUGUUACCAUAAUAUAUAAUGGAAGCUUAAUCUCUUUGCUGGCACAUUUAUAGCACUGUAAAACAUGCAUGUGUAACUUCACAGAAUCAUUUGGAAUACCUUGCAGUCAGUCAAUGACUUCUGUUCCCACCCCUGAUUGUUACCUAUUCUAAGCAGCUGGAAUUGCAACCACUGAAAAGUUGCAUCAGCACUACUAUUUAGCACAACAAUACUAUGACUGUUUUCAGAACAGUGUACCAAUAACCCCAGAAUGUGCCUGCUGGAGGCAUCAGAUGUAGUGAGAAGCUGAAAUGAUCUCACUUGGAAGUGUUAACCUUCAGCUGUGGAGGAAUUAUCGCAGCUCUGUUGGUGAACUGUGCCCCAAGGUCUCACCAGAUGCUUUUACUGACUCAGCCAUCAGUGCUAAAGUAAAUGGUGAGCACAAAGAAAAGGAUCUUGAGCCGUGGGAUGGAGGAGAGACCAGCGCUACUGAGGAGCUUGAGGCACUGGAGACAGAUGUUUCCAAUGGAUGGGAUCCCAAUGACAUGUUUCGUUACAAUGAAGAAAAUUAUGGUGUAAUAUCAACAUAUGACAGCAGUUUAUCUUCUUAUACGGUGCCAUUAGAAAGAGAUAAUUCAGAAGAGUUUUUGAAACGGGAAGCCAGAGCAACUCAAUUAGCAGAGGAAAUUGAAUCAAGUGCCCAAUACAAAGCUCGGGUUGCCUUGGAAAAUGAUGAAAGGACAGAAGAAGAAAAAUAUACUGCUGUUCAGAGAAAUGCUAAUGAGCGAGAAGGUCAUGGUGUGAACACUAGGGAAAGUAAGUACGUUCCACCUGGCGGGAGAAACAGGGAUGUUCUGUCUUGGGGAAGUGGAAGACAAAAUUCACCAAGGAUGGGCCAGUCUGGAUCAGGCCCACCAAUUUCAAGGUCUGGAUCCCACACUUCAGAUUUCAGUCCUAACUCUGGAGCAGAUCAAAGAGUAGUUAACGGAGGUGUUCCCUGGCCAUCGCCUUGCCCAUCUCCUUCCUCUCGCCCACCUUCUCGCUACCAGUCAGGUCCCAACUCUCUUCCACCUCGGGCAGCCACCCCUACACGGCCGCCCUCCAGGCCCCCCUCGCGGCCCUCCAGGCCCCCGUCUCACCCCUCUGCUCAUGGUUCUCCAGCUCCUGUCUCUACUAUGCCUAAACGCAUGUCUUCAGAAGGGCCUCCACGGAUGUCUCCUAAGGCACAACGGCACCCUCGAGGUCACAGAGUCUCUACUGGUAGGGGUACAAUUUCAAGUGGCUUAGAAUUUGUAUCUCAUAAUGCACCAGGGGAAGCAUCUACUACUGCAGUGGCACGAGGCAGCCCUUCAGGUGGGACGUGGUCAUCAGUUGUCAGUGGGGUUCCAAGAUUAUCCCCUAAAACACACAGGCCUAGGUCCCCAAGGCAGAGCAGCACUCCUGCAGGACCAGCUCUGCCUUCUCCUCAGCCUGGUACUAUUCCCACUGAAUCUGUUGCCAUGCCUGUUCCAGCUGCCUCUCCGACACCUGCCAGCCCUGCAUCCAACAGAGCAGUUACCCCUUCCAAUGAAGCUAAAGAUACCAGGCUUCAGGACCAGAGGCAAAAUUCUGCAGCUGGAAACAAGGAGAAUAUAAAGCCAAGUGAGACUUCUCCUAGUUUUCCUAAACCUGAAAGCAAAGGUGUAUCUCCAAUUGUUUCAGAACAUAGAAAACAGAUUGAUGAUUUAAAGAAAUUUAAGAAUGACUUUAGGUUACAGUCAAGUUCCUCUUCAGAUGCAGUGGAUCAACUGCUAAACAAAACCCGAGAAGGUGAAAAAUCGAGAGAUGUAGUUAAAGAAAAGACAGAACCAGCCCCUAAAGAACCUAUCAUAGAAACUGGCAGUAAUACUAAUUCUAACGGUGGCAGUAGCAAACCCAAUAGUCCAAGUAUUUCUCCAUCAAUAAGUAAUAGUUCUGAGCAAAAGCGAGGGCCAGAGGUAACUUCACAAGGUGUACAGACAUCUGGUCCUGGAAGCAAACAAGAUAAAGAGGAUAAAGAGGAGAAGAAGGAUACUUCUGAGCAAGUUAGAAAAUCAACACUGAAUCCUAAUGCAAAAGAAUUCAACCCUCGAUCUUUUGCUCAGCCGAAGCCUUCUACUACACCAACUUCCCCUCGCCCACAAGCUCAACCAAGCCCUUCCAUGGUGGGCCAUCAGCAGCCAACUCCAGUGUACACUCAGCCUGUUUGUUUUGCACCAAAUAUGAUGUACCCGGUUCCAGUGAGUCCAGGCGUGCAGCCUUUGUAUCCUAUACCCAUGACGCCCAUGCCAGUGAACCAAGCCAAGACAUAUAGAGCAGGUAAAGUACCAAAUAUGCCACAGCAGCGGCAAGACCAACAUCAUCAGAGCACCAUGAUGCACCCUGCCUCUGCAGCAGGCCCUCCAAUUGUAGCUACACCACCUGCUUAUUCAACACAGUAUGUUGCGUAUAGUCCCCAGCAGUUUCCUAAUCAGCCUCUUGUGCAGCAUGUGCCACACUACCAGUCUCAGCAUCCUCAUGUUUAUAGCCCUGUAAUACAGGGCAACGCUAGAAUGAUGGCACCACCAACUCAUGCACAGCCUGGUUUAGUAUCUUCUUCUGCAACACAGUAUGGUGCGCAUGAACAGACGCAUGCUAUGUAUGCAUGUCCCAAAAUACCAUACAGCAAGGAGACAGGCCCUUCUUUCUACUUUGCCAUUUCCACUGGCUCACUUGCUCAGCAGUAUGCCCACCCUAAUGCUACCCUGCAUCCGCACCCUCCGCAUCCUCAGCCUUCGGCUACGCCAACUGGCCAGCAGCAAAGCCAACAUGCUGGAAGCCACCCUGCUCCUAGCCCCGUGCAGCAUCAUCAGCACCAGGCUGCUCAGGCACUCCACCUGGCAAACCCACAGCAGCAGUCGGCAAUUUACCACGCAGGUCUAGCUCCAACCCCACCUUCCAUGACGCCAGGCUCCAAUACGCAGUCUCCACAAAAUAGUUUUCCUACAGCACAACAAACAGUCUUCACCAUUCAUCCCUCCCAUGUUCAACCUGCAUAUACCAAUCCGCCACACAUGGCCCAUGUCCCCCAGGCUCAUGUACAGUCAGGAAUGGUUCCUUCUCACCCAACUGCCCAUGCUCCAAUGAUGCUAAUGACGACACAGCCACCUGGUGGUCCCCAAGCCGCCAUCGCUCAAAGUGCACUACAGUCCAUUCCAGUCUCGACAACAACACAUUUCCCCUAUAUGACGCACCCUUCAGGUGAGGAGUGUGUGCCCGGGAGACCUGCACCGUAACUGAGCCAGGUCACAGUAGCGAGGAGAACUGUUACGAACCAGAUUUGGGGAAAAGAAUAACAAAAAAAAAAAAAAUAAAAUAA